AUGGGCUCUGUUGUUGAUUCUGCCGACGUUUUUGACUAUAUUGUGUGCGGAGGAGGAACUUCAGGAUGCGUGGUCGCUGGUCGUCUCGCAGAGGAUCCCACCCUCAAAGUCCUCGUCAUCGAGGCUGGCCAGCAUAACCGUGACUUGGAGAACACACACAUGACCGGAGGAUGGUCGCAAAACUUCGACUCGGAAACCGACUGGAACGUCGUCACCAAGCCCAUGGCCGGGGUUGACAACCGCCAGGUCAAGCUGAGUCGGGGUCGAUUCCUUGGAGGAUGCAGUGGCUGCAACGGAACCCUCUGUCUGCGUGGCUCCAAGCAGGACUACGAUGACUGGGGGUUGGAGGGAUGGAGUGGCGAUGAGUUUUUCGCCGCCAUGCGAAAGGCCGAAACCUUCCACACCAAGCCGUGGUUCAAAGCCGACGCAAAGAGCCACGGAUACUCAGGUCCCCUGCACAUCGAACCGCACGAUCUCGCCCCCAUCUCCCAGCUGCUGAUGGACUCGUUCGUCUCGUCCGGCCUGCCUCUGAACCACGACAUGUUCAGCACUGGCGAUGUGCCUCAUGGAUGCGGCCAUGCUCCUCGCACCGUCAACAAGGGCAUCCGGACCACCAGCGCCGACUUUAUCACCAACGAAUACCACCGCAACAACAUCACCAUCCAGACAGAUACCACCGUCGAUCGGAUCCUGCUGGAGCCUGGCGCGGACGGCCCUCGUGCUUCUGGUGUGGUGACAAAGUUGGCGGACGGUACAUCGCGGACCUUCUACGCCCGCAAGGAGAUCGUCAUCUCCAGCGGUGCAUACUGCAGUCCGGCCAUCCUGCUUCGAUCUGGAAUCGGAGCCAAGGAGGAGCUGGAGAAACUCGACAUUGAGUGUCAGGUUGACCUGCCCGGUGUGGGAAAGAACCUCAUGGACCAUCUGAUUGUCUUCAUGUUCUACGAGACCGAAAAAGAAGGCCUCACCGACGACUGGCACGUCUACCACGACGACAACUUCGGCAAGACAUACAUGCAGUGGAAGGAACACAAGACGGGCUUCCUCUCGACCUUCCCCUUUGGCGGCUUCGCCUUUGCCCGCAUGGACGAGCGCCUCCAAGACGAGCCUCUCUGGCGCGACGCCCCCCGCGAACCAGGCCGCGACCCCAUGGGAUUGACUCCCAAGCAGCCCAAUGUCGAGUUCUUCACGACGGAAUGCUAUGGCGGGCCCAAGCAGUACGACCAGUUCCCGAUCGACCACAAGCACGCCUUUUCCAUGAUUGCCGAGCUGUUUGCCCCCAAGUCGCGCGGCACGGUCACCAUCAAUACCAAGGAUGCCAUGGAGACGCCCGUGGUGGAUUGCAACUACCUGGCGGAUCCGAUGGACAUGCUGGUGCUGAGUGAAGCGUGUCGCUUUGGAAAUGAGAUUGUCAUGAAUGGUGCCGGCACCAAGGACAUUGUCAAGGGGUCGUGGCCGUCGGAUCUCACGCACCACAAGUAUACGACUCGCGAGGAGUGGAUCCCGUAUGUCAAGGAGCAUGCGACGACUUGCUACCACGCUUCAGGAACGUGUGCGAUGGGCAAGGACGACAACCCGAUGGCUGUUCUGGAUAACAAACUGCGCGUCAAGGGCGUGGCUGGCCUGCGGGUUGCUGAUUGCAGUGUGAUGCCAACAUUGCAUGGAGGACACACGCAGAUGCCCGCGUAUGGUAUUGGAGAGCGAUGCGCAGACAUUAUCAAGGAGACUUGGUAG
Aspergillus wentii DTO 134E9 is the source of this 1731-nucleotide messenger RNA. Its product is annotated as GMC family oxidoreductase. Gene Ontology annotation, molecular function: flavin adenine dinucleotide binding; oxidoreductase activity, acting on CH-OH group of donors. The record is from RefSeq and is a predicted model, not a curated record. The transcript is spliced from 6 exons. Lineage: Eukaryota; Fungi; Ascomycota; Eurotiomycetes; Eurotiales; Aspergillaceae. Bases 1 to 1731 code for a protein of 576 amino acids.